AUGACCAAAAACGACAUCACCCUUCUCAUUGACAACUACGACAGCUUUACGUACAACGUGUACCAGUAUUUGUCUUCGCUUGGAGCCAACGUUGUUGUCCACCGCAACGACAAGAUCACGAUCGACGAGAUUGAAGCACUGAACCCUGUCAACAUUGUCAUUUCACCUGGUCCUGGUCACCCUUCGCACGAUGCUGGCAUCAGUCGUCAAGUGAUCACUCACUUUGCUGGAAAACUGCCGAUUUUUGGUAUUUGCAUGGGCCAACAGUGUAUGUUUGAGGUGUUUGGCGGCACUGUGUCAUACGCUGGUGAUAUUCUUCACGGCAAGACAUCGACUAUCAAGCAUGAUGGACGUAGUGUGUUCAAGAAUGUGCCACAAGACAAUCAAGUUACGAGAUACCAUUCACUUGCUGGUAUGCCAACCACUGUUCCUGAUCCUUUGGAGGUCACUGCCACCACCGAUGAUGGUGUGAUUAUGGGUAUUCGACACAAGGAGUAUACGAUUGAAGGCGUCCAAUUCCAUCCUGAAAGCAUCCUUUGCGAGAAUGGCCACACGAUGCUUGGUAACUUUUUAAAGUUGCGUGGUGGUACAUGGGAAGAGAAUCCUGGUGCUGGUGUUAUGCCAAAGAAGACUUCUCCCGUUCCAGCAUCCUCUGCAGCAUCCACGACAACGACUACCAAUGCUCCUUCGACCAAUGGUGUCUCUUCGAUCCUCACUCGUAUCUAUGCUCAACGCCAACAAGAUGUCGAGGCUGCUAAGCAAGUCCCUGGCCAGAGUCAAGAGCAUCUUGAGACUUUGGUCAAUUUGCAUGUAGCUCCACCCUUGAAAGACUUCGUUACCCGUUUGCGUCAAACACCUCUUGCAUUGAUGGCUGAAGUGAAGCGUGCCUCUCCAUCCAAGGGCGAUAUUGAUAUCACUGCUAAUGCUGCUGAACAAGCUCUCAAGUAUGCAUUGGCUGGUGCCAGUGUUAUUUCCGUAUUGACCGAACCCAAGUGGUUCCGUGGAUCACUGCAUGAUAUGCGUCAAGUGCGACAAGCAUUGGAUCAUCUUCCUAAUCGACCCGCCAUUUUGCGAAAGGAUUUCAUUCUCGAUCGUUAUCAGAUUCUUGAAGCUCGUUUGUAUGGUGCUGACACCGUCUUGUUGAUUGUUGCCAUGUUGGAUGACGACCGUUUACGUGAUUUGUACAACUAUGCAAAGUCGCUUGGUAUGGAACCACUCGUUGAAGUCAACAAUGCAGAGGAAAUGGCACGUGCAAAUGCUCUUGGAUCCAAGGUGAUUGGCGUCAACAAUCGCAACUUGCACAGCUUUGAUGUUGAUAUGGAAACGACCACACGUUUGGCAAAGAUGGUUCCAGCGGAUACAACCUUGUGUGCCUUAUCGGGUAUUGCUAGCCGUGCGGAUGUGGAGCCUAUGAUUGAACAAGGUGUGGGUGCUAUUCUUGUUGGUGAAUCGUUGAUGCGUGCCUGGAAUCUCAAGGAGUUUGUUGCCGAAUUAUUGGGUUUCUCAAAACAAGAUGCCAUUGCCGCCGAAGCAGCAGCAGCAGCCAACAACACAAAGCCCCUUGUCAAGAUUUGUGGUAUUUCUUCUGUUGAAGCAGCUGUGGAAGCAGCCAAUGCGGGUGCUGAUUUGAUUGGCUUGAUCUUUGUACCAAAAUCCAAGCGAUGUGUUUCCAUGGAUACGGCACGUGAGAUUGUGAAUGCAGUACGAGGACUUGAGCAGCCUACCAAGAAAAAGAACAGCAAGACAACAUUAUCAGAUGACUGGUUUGCUACCCAUAAGCGACUCUUGGAGAACCGAUCACGCAAACCACUUGUUGUGGGUGUUUUUGUGAACGAGUCUAUUGACACCAUGGCCGAGAUUGCAUCCACUGUUGGUCUUGAUUUGAUCCAAUUGCAUGGCACCGAGCCCGCUGAAGUUGCCAAAUUCUUACCUGUACCUGUCAUCAAGGCAUUCCACAUGGAUACUUCAUCAUUCAGCCCCAACCAGAUUCCACACAUCACUCAACCCAACAACCAUCACUAUGUUCUUUUGGAUGCAAAGGUGUCUGGUGUACCCUUGGAUCAGCAAGGAGGUCGUGGUGUAAAGUUCGAUUGGUCCAUUGCUCAGCAAGUUGUCAACCAUAAGCGACCCGGCUAUAAUGACAAUGCUCGCUUCCCAGUGAUUUUGGCUGGUGGUCUUGAUCCUUCCAACGUGGUCGAAGCCGUGCGUCAAGUACAACCUUGGGCUGUGGAUGUUUCUUCCGGUGUCGAGACUGAUGGCGCAAAGGAUAUGGAAAAGAUUCGUGAAUUUGUGCGCUUGGCCAAGUCUGCCUAA
This is a messenger RNA of Lichtheimia ornata, 2313 nucleotides long. Its product is annotated as multifunctional tryptophan biosynthesis protein. The transcript has a single exon. NCBI's taxonomy places the organism in Eukaryota, Fungi, Mucoromycota, Mucoromycetes, Mucorales, Lichtheimiaceae. Gene Ontology annotation, biological process: L-tryptophan biosynthetic process. Gene Ontology annotation, molecular function: indole-3-glycerol-phosphate synthase activity; anthranilate synthase activity; phosphoribosylanthranilate isomerase activity. The record is from RefSeq and is a predicted model, not a curated record. Gene Ontology annotation, cellular component: cytosol. The coding region runs from base 1 to 2313 and encodes 770 amino acids.